Molecule: messenger RNA, 99 nt
Organism: Spirodela intermedia
Lineage: Eukaryota; Viridiplantae; Streptophyta; Magnoliopsida; Alismatales; Araceae
Source: the annotation of a GenBank genome assembly
AUGUGCUGGACUUCCUACUUCCUUAUGUUUAACCAGAAAUGUAGUGUUAUUCAUGGAUUAUGGUCUAUAAGUUUCAUUCCUCAUUUCUCACUAAGGUAA